Messenger RNA from Rhinolophus ferrumequinum (greater horseshoe bat), 4320 nucleotides. It is a transcript of the gene SOS1, whose product is annotated as SOS Ras/Rac guanine nucleotide exchange factor 1. Bases 236 to 4237 code for a protein of 1333 amino acids. The transcript has 23 exons. Gene Ontology annotation, biological process: positive regulation of GTPase activity; Ras protein signal transduction. Gene Ontology annotation, molecular function: protein heterodimerization activity; guanyl-nucleotide exchange factor activity. Lineage: Eukaryota; Metazoa; Chordata; Mammalia; Chiroptera; Rhinolophidae. The record is from RefSeq and is a predicted model, not a curated record. Gene Ontology annotation, cellular component: plasma membrane.
ACCGCCUCUGGGCUGCGUUCGCUCUCUGCGGCGGGUGCCCGUGUCGGGUGGGUGGCCGGCCGCGGGCCUCGCCCCCCAGCCCUCUCUCCAAGGCUAGCCCGGCCGCGCGGCGCCCCGAGGGGGCCGGGCCGUCCGGUGGGGCCGCGGCCCUGCUCCGCGCUGCGAGCUCGCCCUCUCGCGGCUCCCGGCCCGGCCGCCGCCGCCCCCUCCCAGUGCAGGGCGCCCCGGGGGCACCAUGCAGGCGCAGCAGCUGCCGUACGAGUUUUUCAGCGAGGAGAACGCGCCCAAGUGGCGGGGGCUGCUGGUGCCUGCGCUGAAAAAGGUCCAGGGGCAAGUGCAUCCUACUCUUGAGUCUAGUGAUGAUGCUCUUCAGUAUGUAGAAGAAUUAAUUUUGCAGUUAUUAAAUAUGCUAUGCCAAGCUCAGCCCCGAAGUGUUUCAGAUGUAGAGGAACGUGUUCAAAAAAGUUUCCCUCAUCCAAUUGAUAAAUGGGCAAUAGCUGAUGCCCAAUCGGCUAUUGAAAAGAGGAAACGAAGAAACCCUUUAUCUCUCCCAGUAGAAAAAAUUCAUCCUUUAUUAAAGGAGGUCCUAGGUUAUAAAAUUGACCACCAGGUUUCUGUUUAUAUAGUAGCAGUAUUAGAAUAUAUUUCUGCAGACAUUUUAAAGCUGGUGGGGAAUUAUGUACGAAAUAUACGGCAUUAUGAAAUUACAAAACAAGAUAUUAAAGUAGCAAUGUGUGCUGAUAAGGUAUUGAUGGAUAUGUUUCAUCAAGAUGUAGAAGAUAUAAAUGUAUUAUCUUUAACUGAUGAAGAGCCUUCCACCUCAGGAGAGCAAACUUAUUAUGAUUUGGUAAAAGCAUUUAUGGCAGAAAUUCGACAAUACAUAAGGGAACUAAAUUUAAUUAUAAAAGUUUUUAGAGAGCCCUUUGUCUCCAACUCAAAAUUGUUUUCAGCUAAUGAUGUAGAAAAUAUAUUUAGUCGGAUAGUAGAUAUACAUGAACUUAGUGUAAAGUUACUGGGCCAUAUAGAAGAUACUGUAGAAAUGACUGAUGAAGGCAGUCCCCAUCCAUUAGUAGGAAGCUGCUUUGAAGACUUAGCAGAGGAACUGGCAUUUGAUCCAUAUGAAUCAUAUGCUCGAGAUAUUUUACGACCUGGUUUUCAUGAUCGUUUCCUUAGUCAGUUAUCAAAGCCUGGAGCAGCACUUUAUUUGCAGUCAAUAGGCGAAGGUUUCAAAGAAGCUGUUCAAUAUGUUUUACCCAGGCUGCUUCUAGCCCCAGUUUACCACUGUCUACAUUACUUUGAACUUUUGAAGCAGUUAGAAGAAAAGAGUGAAGAUCAAGAAGACAAGGAAUGUUUGAAACAAGCAAUAACAGCUUUGCUUAAUGUUCAGAGUGGUAUGGAAAAAAUAUGUUCUAAAAGUCUUGCAAAACGAAGACUGAGUGAAUCUGCAUGUCGGUUUUAUAGUCAGCAAAUGAAGGGGAAACAACUAGCAAUCAAGAAAAUGAAUGAGAUUCAGAAGAAUAUUGAUGGUUGGGAGGGAAAAGACAUUGGACAGUGUUGCAAUGAGUUUAUAAUGGAAGGAACUCUUACACGUGUAGGAGCCAAACAUGAGAGACACAUAUUUCUCUUUGAUGGCUUAAUGAUUUGCUGUAAAUCAAAUCAUGGGCAACCAAGACUUCCUGGUGCUAGCAAUGCAGAAUAUCGUCUUAAAGAAAAAUUUUUUAUGAGAAAGGUACAAAUUAAUGACAAAGAUGACACCAGUGAAUACAAGCAUGCUUUUGAAAUAAUUUUAAAAGAUGAAAAUAGUGUUAUAUUUUCUGCCAAGUCAGCUGAAGAGAAAAACAAUUGGAUGGCAGCACUGAUAUCUUUACAGUACCGGAGUACACUAGAAAGGAUGCUUGAUGUGACAAUGCUACAGGAAGAGAAGGAGGAGCAGAUGAGGCUCCCUAGUGCUGACGUUUAUAGAUUUGCAGAGCCUGACUCUGAAGAGAAUAUAAUAUUUGAAGAAAACAUGCAGCCCAAGGCUGGAAUUCCAAUUAUCAAAGCAGGAACUGUUAUUAAACUUAUAGAGAGGCUCACGUACCAUAUGUAUGCAGAUCCCAAUUUUGUUCGGACAUUUCUUACAACAUACAGAUCCUUUUGUAAACCUCAAGAACUACUGAGUCUUAUAAUAGAAAGGUUUGAAAUUCCAGAGCCUGAGCCAACAGAAGCAGAUCGCAUAGCUAUAGAGAAUGGAGAUCAACCCUUGAGUGCUGAACUAAAAAGAUUUAGAAAAGAAUAUAUACAGCCUGUACAACUGCGAGUAUUAAAUGUAUGUCGGCACUGGGUAGAGCACCACUUCUACGAUUUUGAAAGAGAUACAGCUCUUCUGCAGCGAAUGGAGGAAUUUAUUGGAACAGUAAGAGGUAAAGCAAUGAAAAAAUGGGUUGAAUCCAUCACUAAAAUAAUCCAAAGGAAAAAAAUUGCAAGAGACAAUGGACCAGGUCAUAAUAUUACAUUUCAGAGUUCACCUCCCACAGUUGAGUGGCACAUAAGCAGACCUGGACACAUAGAGACUUUUGACCUGCUCACCUUACACCCAAUAGAAAUUGCUCGACAACUCACUUUACUUGAAUCAGAUCUAUAUCGAGCUGUACAGCCAUCAGAAUUAGUUGGAAGUGUGUGGACAAAGGAAGACAAAGAAAUUAAUUCUCCUAAUCUUCUGAAAAUGAUCCGGCACACCACUAAUCUCACGCUGUGGUUUGAGAAAUGUAUUGUAGAAACUGAAAACUUAGAAGAAAGAGUAGCUGUGGUGAGUCGAAUAAUUGAGAUUCUGCAAGUCUUUCAAGAGCUGAACAACUUCAAUGGUGUCCUUGAGGUUGUCAGUGCUAUGAACUCCUCACCUGUUUACAGGCUAGACCACACGUUUGAGCAAAUACCAAGUCGCCAAAAGAAAAUUUUAGAAGAAGCUCAUGAAUUAAGUGAAGAUCACUAUAAGAAGUAUUUGGCAAAACUCAGGUCUAUUAAUCCACCAUGUGUGCCUUUCUUUGGAAUUUAUCUAACUAAUAUCUUGAAAACAGAAGAAGGCAACCCUGAGGUCCUAAAAAGGCAUGGAAAAGAGCUCAUAAACUUUAGUAAAAGGAGGAAAGUAGCAGAAAUAACAGGAGAGAUCCAGCAGUACCAAAAUCAGCCUUAUUGUUUACGAGUAGAAUCAGAUAUCAAAAGGUUCUUUGAAAACUUGAAUCCAAUGGGAAAUAGCAUGGAAAAAGAAUUCACAGAUUAUCUUUUCAACAAAUCCCUAGAAAUAGAACCACGAAACCCUAAGCCUCUCCCAAGAUUUCCAAAAAAAUAUAGCUAUCCUCUAAAAUCUCCUGGAGUUCGUCCAUCAAACCCAAGACCAGGUACCAUGAGACAUCCCACACCUCUGCAGCAGGAGCCAAGGAAAAUUAGCUAUAGUAGGAUCCCUGAAAGUGAAACAGAAAGUACAGCAUCUGCACCAAAUUCUCCAAGAACACCGUUAACACCUCCUCCUGCUUCUGGUGCUUCUAGUACCACAGAUGUUUGCAGCGUAUUUGAUUCUGAUCAUUCGAGCCCUUUUCACUCAAGCAGCGAUACCGUCUUUAUUCAAGUUACACUGUCCCAUGGCCCAAGAUCUGCUUCAGUAUCAUCUAUAAGUUUAACCAAGGGCACUGACGAAGGGCCCGUCCCCCCUCCUGUCCCUCCACGGAGACGACCAGAGUCUGCCCCAGCGGAGUCGUCACCAUCUAAGAUUAUGUCUAAGCAUUUGGACAGCCCCCCAGCAAUUCCUCCUAGGCAACCCACAUCAAAAGCUUAUUCACCACGAUACUCAAUAUCAGACCGGACCUCUAUAUCAGACGCUCCUGAAAGCCCUCCCUUGUUACCACCACGAGAACCUGUGAGGACACCUGAUGUUUUCUCAAGCUCACCACUACAUCUCCAACCACCCCCUUUGGGCAAAAAGAGUGAUCAUGGCAAUGCCUUCUUCCCAAACAGCCCUUCCCCCUUUACCCCACCUCCUCCUCAGACACCUUCUCCUCAUGGCACCAGAAGGCAUCUGCCGUCACCGCCAUUGACACAAGAAGUGGACCUUCAUUCCAUUGCUGGGCCACCUGUUCCUCCACGACAAAGCACUUCUCAGCAUAUCCCUAAACUCCCUCCCAAAACUUACAAAAGGGAGCACACACACCCAUCCAUGCACAGAGAUGGACCACCACUGUUGGAGAAUGCCCAUUCUUCCUGAGUCCUCUGUAGCAGGGUGUGUGUUUUCCUGUCCCCAAAUCCAUUGCUGGCAAUGGAUGCACUGAAUGUGCCAGCACUGAGGAG